Messenger RNA from Funneliformis geosporum, 1776 nucleotides. Lineage: Eukaryota; Fungi; Glomeromycota; Glomeromycetes; Glomerales; Glomeraceae. The record is from the annotation of a GenBank genome assembly.
AUGGAAACUUAUUCUAAUUUUGAUACUUCAGGUUUAAACUCCGAUUCUAAUGAAGUUGAUCUUAAUUUUCAAGUUUAUUAUAUACCUAUAAAUGAAUCUCAUUCCCAACAAAGACAAACAACAAAUAGCAAUAGAAAUAAUGGUUCCGCUACAAGUUCAUUAGUGUCAACGAAUUUAACUUCACAAAAUUCUCACUUGAUGGCCACAGUUUCUUCUACUUAUUCAUUAUCAAAUAAUAUGUUAUCUACUCCCGAAGGUUCAGAUAAUAAUGCUGUAUGUCCGGAGUUAAUAAUGUCUCCAUAUAAUAUGUUACCUAACUCUGGUCAUUUGACUAUGGAAGAUACCUUCCAAGAUGAUGAGUUUUAUUUCGAACCAUUGGAAUCACCAGCUUUAGCUGAAUCUUCUGGUGUGCCAUUCUUACACAAUUAUAUUCCUGCUGGCCUUCUAUCCCCUCAAAUCUCACCUACUCUACCUCCAGAUUCAUCCAUGAAUAUCACUUCAAAUUCUCCGGCUAGACGUCAGAGUCACAAAGCAAGAUAUUCUCCUAUAAAGGUUUCUUUGAAUAAUAAUUCCAUGUCACAAAGAAGGAAACCUUCCUUUACAAAUUCUAACAGAAACAAUAACAAUAAUGCGAUCACAAGUAUCAUGACAGGUUCCCCAAAUAAGUUUCCUAGUAAUAACUCGAUUACAAUGUCCUCAUUGUUAGAGUUAACAUCACCUUUGAUGAAUAACAUGGUAGAAACUUCAAUAGCAUCUUCUAUGCAAGAUACUAUGCCAAAUUUGAACCUAGGAAGCAAUUUGGUGUCAGAUGUAAUGAAUACACACUCAUCAACAAAUGUUCUUUCAAAUGAAACGUCACCAUCUUCAUUUUCAGUUAAGAUAGCUCCGAUAACACCAUCUUCAUUAAUGAAAUUGAAGAAGAAACAACCAAAUUCACCAAAAUCGAGUCAGAUCGAUCUAAAAUCUAAUUCACAAAAACAAUUACCUCAAGACCAGCAAAAGAAACAAGAACAAUCUCAACAACUACAAUCCAUUUCAAAAGAUCAGUCUACUUUCAUUGCGCCAACUCCUCCAACUCAAUUGAAUCAAAUUCGUACAAAUAUGAUCGCAACUACGGGAACAGGAAUGUCUCCAAAAAUAACGUCACCGAUUCUAUCAGUCUCUACAUCCGGAGCAUCGGGUAGAAAAUCAAUGCGCUCAAAUCCAAAUGCAUCAUCCCCAUUGGCUCUUGGACCUUCACUUCAUUCAAAGAGUCCUCAUACAUUGAAGCCAACCAUUAGUCCAAAUCUUAAACCCAAGUUACCAGGUGUUUUAGCAGAUGAAGUUGCUGAAAAGUUAGCAAAUAAAUCAAAUUAUAGAAGCAUUCUAGAAGGAACGGCGCAGUCCCUCGGAAUUUCAUAUCCAUCAGAUGUACAUUCGAGUUUAGAAUCUCGACGCACAACACAUAAAGCGGCUGAACAAAAGCGUAGAGAUUCAUUGAAACAGAGUUUUGAUGAAUUGAAAAAAGUUGUACCUUAUUAUUCGCCCGGAAAGCCUGGUAACGGAAAGUCUGGUGAUGGAAAGUCUGACGGAAAGUCUAGCGAUGGGUCUAUUAAAAAUGUUAGCAAAUUAUUCUUACUAAAGAGAGAAAAGGAUGAAGUUAUUCGAAAGUUGAUAGAUGAAUUAGAUGAACUUAAAGGAGUGAAAAGACAGAAAAUAGAUGAAACAGAGAAGAAAAAAAUUGUUGUUGAUGUUGUAGAAGAUAAAAGGAUAAGCAGCAAACCAUUACAUGAAUGA